AUGAGAAGCUCCAGCUUAAUAUUACUUGUUACAAUAACUCUUUUACUGGGAACUACUGCUAUUUAUAAAAUAGCUUAAUCCUAAUAAGGCAACUUGAAUGACAAAGAAUGCAUGAAAUUUCAUAAGAAACAAACAAAAGUUGAAACUCAAUACUAUGGUGAAAAUACUUGUGAUUAACCUCUUAAGUUUUAUAUUACUGCUUAAUAUCCUAUUAUUAAAUAAACUGGCUGGUUUACAAUAGAAACAUCAUGCUUGAAGAAAGGAGAACAAUAUUAUUUGCAAGGAUUUUUGCCUGAAAAAUUAAUGAGUGAAGAUUAUGAGGAGUGUUGA
Tetrahymena thermophila SB210 is the source of this 330-nucleotide messenger RNA. RefSeq names its product transmembrane protein, putative. NCBI's taxonomy places the organism in Eukaryota, Ciliophora, Oligohymenophorea, Hymenostomatida, Tetrahymenidae. The record is from RefSeq and is a predicted model, not a curated record. The transcript has a single exon.